This is a messenger RNA of Sorex araneus (European shrew), 2471 nucleotides long. It is a transcript of the gene SLC35C1, whose product is annotated as solute carrier family 35 member C1. Bases 182 to 1297 code for a protein of 371 amino acids. The record is from RefSeq and is a predicted model, not a curated record. Lineage: Eukaryota; Metazoa; Chordata; Mammalia; Eulipotyphla; Soricidae. The transcript has 3 exons. Gene Ontology annotation, biological process: protein O-linked glycosylation via fucose; GDP-fucose import into Golgi lumen. Gene Ontology annotation, molecular function: antiporter activity. Gene Ontology annotation, cellular component: Golgi apparatus.
CAGUGUGCAGCUGGAGCAGGGAAACGGGGAGCUGUGGGGCCCGCUAACCCUCGGGGCUGCUUCGUCACCGAGCGUCCCGGGUUGCUGGCCGAGCCGGGCGCGGUGCAGGAGCCCCUGCGAGCUGGAAGCCUCGGAGCGGUUGUUGUGGGGGCCGCAUUCCGGGGGGCGUCGAGGGCCAGGGAUGCGGCCGGGCCUCGGGACUUGCAAACUGCGGGCCCCCCUGAAGCGGAGCCGGAUCCUGCACAUGGCGCUCAUGGGGACAGCUGACCCCUCCCGAGAGACCAGCGAGGCGGCGACGCCCUUCGUGCUGCGGGCCCUGCAGAUCGCGCUGGUGGUCUGUCUCUACUGGGUCACGUCCAUCUCCAUGGUGUUCCUGAACAAGUACCUGCUGGACAGCCCCUCCCUGCAGCUGGACACCCCCAUCUUUGUCACCUUCUACCAGUGCCUGGUGACCGCCCUCCUCUGCAAGGGCCUCAGCACCCUGGCCACCUGCUGCCCGGGCGCCGUGGAGUUCCCCACCUUGCACCUGGACGUCCACGUGGCCCGCAGCGUGCUGCCCCUGUCGGUGGUCUUCAUCGGCAUGAUCACCUUCAAUAACCUCUGCCUCAAGUACGUGGGCGUGGCCUUCUACAACGUGGGCCGCUCGCUCACCACCGUCUUCAACGUGCUGCUGUCCUACCUGCUGCUCCGCCAGACCACUUCCUUCUACGCCCUGCUCAGCUGCGGAGUCAUCAUCGGCGGCUUCUGGCUGGGCGUGGACCAGGAGGGAGCCGAGGGCACCCUGUCCUGGGUGGGCACCCUCUUCGGCGUGCUGGCCAGCCUCUGCGUCUCGCUCAACGCCAUCUACACCAAGAAGGUGCUCCCGGCGGUGGACGGCAGCAUCUGGCGCCUCACCUUCUACAACAACGUCAACGCCUGCGUCCUCUUCCUGCCGCUGCUGCUGCUGCUGGGCGAGCUGCAGGCGCUGGGCCGCUUCCCGCAGCUGGCCAGCGCCCACUUCUGGGCCAUGAUGACCCUGGGCGGCCUGUUCGGCUUCGCCAUCGGCUACGUGACGGGGCUGCAGAUCAAGUUCACCAGCCCCCUGACGCACAACGUGUCGGGCACGGCCAAGGCGUGCGCGCAGACGGUGCUGGCCGUGCUCCAGUUCGAGGAGACCAAGAGCUUCCUGUGGUGGGGCAGCAACCUGCUGGUACUGGGCGGCUCCUUCGCCUACACCUGGGUCCGGGGCUGGGAGAUGAAGAGGACCCAGCAGGAGCCCGGCCCCCGGGAGGAGGAGAAGAGCAGCCUGGGGGUCUGAGCUCACCCGAGGGGGCGCCGCCCAGCCCUGGCAUUGACUGAGAGGGCAGCCUGGAGCCCGCCGCAGGGCGUGGCCGUGGGCCUGGUUUACAGCGCUCUUGAUCAGAGUCUGGCAGCUGAAAUGCCUGUCAGGACCCGCUUGUUCCGGGAUUUAUUUUUUUUUGUUCCCCCCCACCCAAGGGUGGUGGGACCCCCGCGGGAAGAGCCAGUUAGGUUCUCCGGAAAAGCAUCAGCUCUUGGGGUGGAGGAUGGGGGGGACAGCACCCCCUGGACACCCCGAUCCUCGGCCUUCUACCUCCAUGUGACCUUCAGGGUUGGGGUCGGAACGGGUGAGGUCACUGGUAUGCACUUACUCUCAGGGCAGAUGGGGGUACCCAGCACACAACCCCCGCCAAAAGGGAUCCAGGGUGGGCGGGUAGCAUCACCUGGGCCCUUGGAGCAGCCCCCUGCACACAGAAGCACGGGCUGGGCCCCGGGAGGAGCCGCACGCACAUGCCUCUUGCCCGUGUGGACUGGCAGGCCCUGUGGGAGGGGUGCAGGGUCUGGUGUCCCCCUGCCUCACCCCGGUGCCUCCAGGGCCUGCUGGGCAGCAGCCGGGGAGCGAUGCCCUGGGCCGUAGGGUAUGGCCCACCACGGGCAAGUGCCCUUUUCCCACCAUCGGCACACGGGAAGCACACAGCGUCUGGCUGAGCAAGGGCAUGAACCACAUUGGUUUUCCCGCCCCCAAGGUGUCAGGUCCCCUCUGCUGGCCCCCGGCCCCUGCCCAGGGACCUGGCUCAGGUCUCCGCCUCCUGCAGGUGAAGGUACAGGAGCUGCUCUGCCUUCUCCCCUCUCCAAAUGCAUCAGCCCCAGGCAGGGCUGAGGGACCCCAGGCCCCCUCCCUGGGGGCAAGUGUUACAACAGAACCGAACCAGAACCUUCUCUUCUGAGGUGGGGGUGCUUGUCCCCCCACCACCCCACCCUGACCACGGGGCGUCUCUCACCGGCCCGUCCCUUCUGGGGGCACUCUCCCACCCCUCUCAUGAGGGAUAACUCGCCGUGCUUCGAGCCAAGGCGGGGGAGGGUGGGUUUUCUACCAGGACCCCCCAGAAUCCAGCUGGUUUUUAAUGAAGUUGGGGCUGAUGCCCUGGGUGGUAGUGUAUGAUUUCAUUAAAAAUCCAAGGAAGAUUCCAUGA